AUUUUGAUAACGCUUACAAAAAUGUUUUGAAAAAAGAUAAAAUAACUUUUUAUAAAGAAUGUGGAAAUGUGAAAGGGGAAACUAAUGAAACGAUAUCGGAAGACCAUUGACAAGCAGCAUAGCAGCACGUGAAAAUUCAAACAUUUUUACUUUGGAGAUGGAGCAUCUGGAUCUGGCGCGAUGUCUUGGCAACACAAACCAAAUUUUGAACAGUCUAAGCACAUUUGAACAGCAAGAUGCUGUCUACCUAUCCAGCUCGAGGCAAAUCUUAGAGCCUAUCAUGGAGGAGACCAGCGAAGACGAGGAACUUGCCCAGGGCACAUGGAGUGGCUGCCAAGAGCAGCAAUCCAGCCUUUGGAGCUCCACAGAGUCUGAAACGGGCUCAGUGUUGCGCAUAGAAUUGAUGAAGGAAGUUGAUGCUAGGUCUGAGCGGGACUUUGCCUGCCCGGCCAAAAGACCGAGGCACAGUCUGGAGCCCGAUCCUGGGCAUAGUCUUGAGGAUAGCGUCCAGAUGCGCCGCCCUCACCGCCAGGAUUUCGAGUCCCACAACAGUUUGGAGCGCAUACUGGUCAUAGAUGCAUGUGCCCGGGACAGCUGUGGAAGUCAGGGACAGCGGAGCAGCUUAGGCAGUAGGCGCGGUGGUUCUUUUGAUGAUUAUAACUCGGACAACGAUUCCUUCCACUCGCUUUCACGCAGCUCUUCCCUGGUUCAGUUCGAGUUCCUGGAGCGGCAGUUUACUCUCCAAGAGCAGCACCAAAGUAUGAAUAGUCUGGGAAACAGCUCGCCCUCACUCUUCAACUGCGAGCUCAAUGUCGCAACUCGGUCUAGUGAUAGUAAUCCGGAGAGCAGGAGGGGAUCUGCCUCGUCGCUUUCAUUAAUGAAGCGAUUUGAGUCUAGCGACUGUCGCCUGCAUCAGACGUAUUACGAGCUGAACAAGCUCAACUUCGAGGAUCAUCAACAGCUCUUCUGCAAGAGCUUGCACCAGACUGAACUGAAGUCCGACUCGGAGACCUGCUCCAGUUCCAGCUCCAGCUCGUCCAGCGAUAGCAGUAGUCACAGCCUUGUAAGCUCGUGUCUCGGCAUCGGAAAUGCGAGGGAAGCUCGAAACCAGGGUGAGACGGCCUCACGGCGAAUGCCGCCCAACUCAGCCGAAAAUCUGUCGGAAGACUCUGGGUACUGCGAACCCAGAUUGCUGCAGCUGGAAAAGUCUAAAUCUAUACCAAAGAAUUUCGACAAGCUUUGCGAGGAGGAGGAGAAGCUGCUGCUACUGGAGGAGGGUUCGCCGUUUUCCCGAAACUCCCAUGAUUUGUGCCACCCGAAAAUAGAACAGACUGCCAAUAUCGCAUUAACGCCCUGCUCUCCGUGCUCUCCGUCCUCUCCGCCGUUGUCUAUUAAUAGUUUCCCUGAGAGGGCAUGCUCUCAGUCUAAAUUGGAUUUGCCGCUCACGUCGCCAACCGGAUCGGCCGUAUCAACGUCGUCCGCUGCCUCGUUCACUUGGCUGCGCAACAGUUUGCCCGACAUCCGCGAGCCGCGAGGUCCACUCUCACUUGCAAUUGGCGAACUGGAUUCCCUUUACGGCUUCGUUCUGGCCACCAGCAGCCACCGCCGCAGCCACAGCAGGAGUUCUGCUGGCAGCAGCUCGCCCACCACGAACUCGUUGCCCAACGAGCUGCAGCAAUUGGGACGGCGCCGCCGUCCGCGCAACAUCCGUCCCAAUCAACAGAACUAUAACAGCAAAAGCAGCGUGAGUAGCAGCUCUAGCGAGGCGCUUAACUUGGAGCGAGGGGAAAGCCGUGACGACUUCUUUCUUGAGUGUUACAGUCUGUCGAAAAUACGGCGGAGUUGCAGCUUGAAAGAGCGCCCCAGAAGAGCAGUGAGCGCGGCCAGUACAAGAUAUCUUAACGCUAGCUACCAGAACCUCACGCUUUUGGAUUACACGGAAAAGCGUCCGCUGAAAGAUCAGAGAAACCACAAGAGGAGCCAGGCGGAAGUCAUGUCGGACGGGGUCUACGAGCAGAUUAUUUGCAAGGGCAAUUUCUUGUUGGAUGAGAUCAGCAAGAUAUACGACAAAAAUGUUUCCAUACUGACGGAUAAGCCGGCUCUGGAGGAGAAGUUGCAACCGCCGUCAGAGGAUCAUAUUUCAAAUGCACGAGAGGAGCCUUCAGUGCAGCACUUGCAGUUGACUAUUAAGCAGCCACCGCGCCAGAAGCGUUCGACUAGAGAUUCCAAACAGUGCUUCGGCAAGACCUUUGACCAGGACCCAACCAAUCUGCGCACCAUGUACGCCCAAAGUUUGGAGCAGUGCCACUUUGAUGUGCAGAAAAUUCAUGCUCCGGGCUACCAACCAACCAUCUUGCAGAGGCCCCUGCCGAAGCGCCGGUUCCACUCCGCCAAGCAACGCAGCUUGGUUAGUAGCACGCCAAAUCUAUCAGUCUGCGACAAAGGCGGGGAAGACCCGGAAGACGAAAUUUAUGUGAACAGUGCUCACACCUCAAUGCACCACUUGCCAAAACCUCUAGGUAUCCUACUGCCCGCCGGGUCGCGUCACUCCUUCGGCAAGGAGGUUAGCUUCUGCCCGGUGGUCAGCAAGUACUGCUGGCAAGAGCAGUCCUCAGAAGAGCCGUUCGAAGAUCAGUGUCGGUCUAGCGAGGGCGAGCAAGGCCCAUCGAACGACGAUGAACUGCUGGACAAUGCGGACGCCACUGUGGUGCACAACACAAAAGAGAACGAGAACAUCGCCGCGCUCUUUGACCAAGAGCAAUCGCAUUGCUUCAGAGAGCCAGCGAUCGAAGAGAGCGUCGCCACCGAACAGAAAACAAAAAUCGCCACACCCGAAUGCCUUCAUCAAAAAACCGAAGCUAAGACCACUCCGGGAAACGAGCUCUCAUUAAGCAGCGCAAUCAGUCUUGAACCUUGCAUCGUCGCGAGGUCAUCGUUCCAGUCAGCACAUCAAGCGAGCGCACUACCUCUGAGUCUAACCCUGCCUGUUCUAAGUGAGCCGCCCACUAACCGCGCCUUCCACAUUCUUUACGCCUCACAGCAGGUGCUAGAGGGUUACGAGGGCCCGAAAAUUUGCGAGAUGCUGCCGGCCUCGAAUUUGAGCAGGACGACCGACAAGACCUCCAAAGGCUUCAUCUCCAGGCUCACCCAUGGACUCCGCUUCUCGCUGCGCCGAAAAAAGAAACUGCAGAAGCUGGAGCAGCGGGACCAGAAGGGGGAACAAAAUCAGUCGACGGUGGUGCUGGCGUCACCUAUUAAGUACUCUAUGCCAAGCAACGGAAACAGCAAGUGGGACGACUCUGUUCAUAUCCCUCUGAAGCCACCGAGAAGCUCGCAAUGCACCCAACUUCACAAUAGCACCGAGGCGAUCACUGCCAGUGUACACAGCAGCCGGCAGCUGGAACACCUGAACGAAACACAGCAAAAAGUGGUGACCGGCAAGCCACCGCUGCCCAAGCUGGCGCCCCGAAAUGGAAACCAGGCCUAUGUGUCUAUAGGAGCCAACGCUAGCGCCACCACCACUGCCCAUACCGAGGCACUUCUAAGCGCCGAACGGAGACAGUACGAGCCAAGGAUGCAAGGCACUGAGUCGCCCUCGACGGCGAUUGGCGCACAAAAGACGCAUAAGGUCAAGCAACUCGGCGGAAACGGACUCGCGGCCAAGCAAACUGUGGUUACCGCUGUUCCAGUGACUGUUUCUCCCGUGGAAGAGGGAGGUAAGAUGGGUUUAAUGGAGACCAAUCUGGACACUCAUGAAACGGUCAUUUCGGGGAAGACGCGUUCACUCAUGGAUAUAACAUGCAACCCUCUUAGCCUGUCGUACAAGCGAUACAUCGUGAAGCGGCUAAAUGUGACUAGCGCUGCCCACGACGAGGGUGAUGUGGACGGGGAAGCUAUCAUUGGUGGCGUGCAAAUAGCAUCCGUUCGCAGGCCGCACAAGAGCAUGGAGUUUCUACUGGACAAGAAAAACCAGAAGAAUAUUUUGCCCCCUGAAAACGAGCUCCAGAAGUCGCACGAUCAAUAUCCGGCAGCGCUCAGCGAGCACCAGCUGCGGGUCCAGGCAUCGCUUCAGCGACUCAAUAUCCCCGACUGGUUCCGUCAUUACAAUAAAGGAUCCGGACCGGCACCAGAUGGUACCGCGGCUUUAACAGCCGGCGGAUACCGUACCGGCAACUUUACCCGCAAGCCCACUCAGGAGUCGGGGCGCUGGCAGGGACUUAACUCGAAGACCACCUCUCUAAGCUCCUUGGCAUGUCAGCGCUCCGACCGAAGUCCUCUACUUAUGAGCCCCUCAGCGCAUAGCCACCACGGUGGUCAAAGCAGCAUUUAUUCAUGCAGCUCUGCGGCGGGUCCCGGCCAGGCGCUCGGACAGACGGGUGUGAGUGCCACGCGCUGGUCCACCUCGCACCUAAACUCUACUCAGACGUCACCCAGUGCCUCACAGCGCGGCAGCUUUGCUCGAGGCGCACCCAUCAACAGCAGCUUCAUGUCCGUAGCCAGCAGCAGCGGUGUAUUACGCAACUCCUAUCGGCAGCCGUACCUGGGUUGGCGAAGCACAGAAAAGCUGUCCCAUCGGACGCCCCAUGAACGUCUGGCCAUUUCGCUGCUGGCACAUCGCACAACCCCAUCCCCAACGUCUACGCCCAAUGGAACGCGACCCCUACAGUCUGAAACGGCUGAGGUUCAGAGCUCCAUAAAGGAAGUUACAUCCGCCAUUGUUCACUACGUAAAUGACCAGCAGCAGUCCCAAGAUCAACGCAGUCGCUCAGCUAGUCCAAAUUCAAGGAAGUGCUGGCUGGAGAGCAGCUUUGUGGGCACACGACCCUUGGACUCGCCGCAGACACCCGUGAUUGACAACAGCUCCUCCGAAUUGGAAAGCGACCAACAGCAGCAGCUCCAUCAAUUCCAGCCGCAUCAACUGCAUCUAGACGGAAGUCUUUCGCCAUUAGUCGCCCCAGUUCAGCCGCCACUUCGCAUGAACGGACUCAGCCGUAUCGGCGGCGGUGGCGCGCCCGAACGGUCGUUAAGCAACGCCUCGCUAGAAGAUGUACUAGCCUCGCUUUUAGGACUGCCUACUAUCUUAUCCAGCCAGAACAGCAAUCACAACAACAACAACAGACACAAAGCGUGCCCUCCGACAACAGAAACAGACAUAGCUAGUCGACAGCAAUUGGAAGUCCAAUCGUCGGCCGAGCAGCAGCGGCUACGCCGUCGCAGCGAGGGCGACGCCCCUCAACAGAAAAAGCAGCCUCACAAAGGCCAGCCCCAAUCGCAUUCACAGUCCAAUUCGCAGUCAUUUGUGGCAGGAUCAAGUGGCCAGCCAAAUGUCAUUCGGGGAAGCCGGCGGGUCUCGUUAGGCGACUCCGCGUCCACAAAUACACAUCAGGACUUGGAAAGCGGGACUCAGAUCAACGGGGAGCUGAGAGCGGGAUCGGAACAACAAAUCCGUUGCCGGAACACAAAGUGCGACAAAAUUGCCUCUGCAAUCGAUGCAAAGAAGGUCUUCAAGUCCUGCCACAAUUGUUCCCAUCUAUACUGUUCUCGUGAAUGUCGGAGAGCCCACUGGGAAAAACAUCGCAAGGCGUGCCUGCACUCGCGCGCCUCUAACCUGUGUCGCCAGGUGCUAGCUACUUGCAAGGACGACGUCGAUUCGCAACGCCAUCUUAGCCUGUUGGCGCGCAAAGGAAGCCUUUCACAGGGGCGUGGCGUGGUCCGGGUGCUUUUUCGUAGUGCCGAGGCUGCAGAGGGCUUUAUUAAAAACGGGUUCCAGUGCAUUGGGGAGGCCACGUACGUGCGCUGGCCAGACCUUAUGCCCGCCGAAAUGGGCCUAGAGCUGUACUCUGAACUCCUUAAGCUAAGCACAGAGUACAAACCGAAGACCAAGAUGCUCAUUUACGUGGCCAUUUGCGUGGUGUCCGAGGCACCAGGCAUGGGACAGACGCCUGUGCGCUGGGAGCGCCAACUGGUCAGCCGUUGCGCCAAACUGAAGCUCUGCAAGACGAUGCUGGCUGAGCUGGAGCAACAGCAGACUUCGCUCAUGCAUCCGCUUUCGGGAGUGGACAACCCGGAGCGUACCGAGAUCCUCAUCCUCACUUUUAACUGCGGACAGCGCUCAGUGCAAGGGAAUCGAGAGCUGAUCCUCUCCAACAUUCUAGAAAUCCUAUCUAGGCGCGGAGUCACGUUACGAAAACACUAUCCCGAGAUAUUUCACCGCCUGCAGACCUACACCGAGGGCCAAAGCGACAAAUUUAACCCGGUGACUCUGCAUCCACGGGAUACACAGACCGGACAAGGCUUCGUAUGCAUCAUCAUGCCUGUGCACUUGGACAGCGAGUUCAUCAAGCUUCCUUCAGCGGCAGACGGUGGCAAUCGAGUGACUACAAUAGACGUGGGAUCUCCCGCGGCUCUCGCCCACCUAGAUGACGAUGACCUGCUCAAGCCCACAUCCAAGGAGAGCUGAUUAAGGGACGACGACAACAUCUGCAGCAGCAGCAAAGGACGUCAAAGCGGAAGGAGUGGCAGCAUCUCUACGCACUCCUCAAUUCACAGCAUCGCCUUGGGAUUUAGCAUGGAAAGCACCCGCAUGUGAGGCAUCUUCUAAACCCAGUUAUUUAGCUGAUCUUUCGCAUUAGGCAACAUUCUAAUUUUUAUUAAAUUUUUAAUUUGUAAAAUGUUGCAAUUUAGACUUAAACAUAUGAGUUUAAUUAAAAAUUAUUUAAUUUAAAAUUAACUUACAAAUAAUUAAUUUGUUAACGGCAAAAAUUGCCAUAAUAUAUUGCAGUGCACUACCCAAAAUUUAA
This is a messenger RNA of Drosophila rhopaloa, 6800 nucleotides long. RefSeq lists its product as uncharacterized. The coding region runs from base 158 to 6460 and encodes 2100 amino acids. The record is from RefSeq and is a predicted model, not a curated record. Gene Ontology annotation, cellular component: plasma membrane; apical junction complex. Lineage: Eukaryota; Metazoa; Arthropoda; Insecta; Diptera; Drosophilidae. Gene Ontology annotation, biological process: cell-cell junction organization. The transcript is spliced from 8 exons.